Messenger RNA from Saprolegnia parasitica CBS 223.65, 1685 nucleotides. RefSeq lists its product as hypothetical. Gene Ontology annotation, molecular function: phosphate transmembrane transporter activity. Lineage: Eukaryota; Oomycota; Saprolegniomycetes; Saprolegniales; Saprolegniaceae. Gene Ontology annotation, biological process: phosphate ion transmembrane transport. Bases 11 to 1672 code for a protein of 553 amino acids. The transcript has a single exon. The record is from RefSeq and is a predicted model, not a curated record. Gene Ontology annotation, cellular component: membrane.
UUCUGCUGCGAUGAGCGGACCUACUGGGCUCAUCCUCUGCGCCUAUAGCGCCAAUGCGACGAGUUGCGCCACCGACUACGUCCGGAACAGUCUCCAGACGCCGACGUGGGAGGUCAUUGUCGGCGGCAUCGGCAUGUUCCUCAUGGCAUUUGCGACCGGCGCCAACGACGUGGCCAAUACCAUGGGCAACCUCGUCGGUUGCAAGGUGCUACCCGUGCACCAAGCGCUCCUCAUCGGCGGUCUCGCGGACUUUCUCGGUGCCAUUUCGCUCGGAUACAGCUUCAAAGACUCGAUUUCUGUCAAAGUCGGCAAUCUCUUUACCGAGUCGGCGAACGGCCAGUGCUGGGCCAACGGCUACACCAACUCGCUCCAGUACGAGUACGCCAACGGCAUGUUUGCUGCGCUUUUCUCGGGCGCAGCCUUUGUCCUCGCCGCGACGGCCUUCAAGAUGCCUGUCUCGACGACGCACGCUGUCAUUUGCGGUGUCAUUGGCAUGACGCUCCUCAACGUCGGUGGCGACUGCUUCAACCUGAGCGUACAGAACGGCAUCUUUAGUAUCGUGCUCUCGUGGGUGCUCGGCCCGCUCUUCGCCGGCGUCAUGUCCGUCAUUGCGUACUCGUUCACGACCCGCUUCAUCCUCAACUCGUCGUCGCCGCGCUACCGCGCCCUUCUCUUCCUCCCGUGGUUCUACGCCCUCGGAGUCUUCUCGGUCGCGGUCAUCAUCUUUUCCAAGUCCCGGCUCCUCGCCGACCUCUCCAAGGCGCCGGCGUACCAAGACAACUUGACGUACAUCUCGGUCGGCGCCGGUGCCGUCCUCGGUGCGCUCGUCGCUGUCGUCGUGAGCAUCUUCCUCGUGCCGCACGUCCGCAACCUCUGCCCGUCGUUCGCCAAGGCGGCCGAGAUGCAAACCGACGCCAAGCUCCCGACGGUCUCACCCUUCGCGCCGUGCACGGAACUCGGAGUUCGCGAGUACACGGCGCUCAACUCGCUCCAAUUCGCCAACCUCUUGCAUCUCAAGGGCGGCGACGACUAUGUUUACGCACUCGGCGACGACCAAAUCAACGCGGUGGGCCGGACGUCGAUGGAGCUCAUUGCGGACGCGUACUGCCUCACAGACGAACAGAUUGACGCGCACUUCGCCAUGAAGUACGCGCUCCUCUUUGCCUCGAUCCUUGGCUCGUUCCUCCACGGCGCCUCGGACAUUGGCAACUCGACGAUCCCAAUGCAAGUCAUUUGGACCAUCUCCCACGACGCGUACUCGACGCUACCGAACGGCACGCUCGUGCCACGUCAGUACACGUCGUGGAAUGGUCCGUACUGGCUCUACCUCGUCGCGGGCCUCGGCGGCUUCCUCGGCAUCAACCUCUUUGGCGGCCGCGUCCUCGACACACUCGCGCGCGGGCUCACGAUCGUCAACGUCCACCGCGGCUUUUGCAUGGAGAUUGGCACGAUCGUGACGCUUGCUUUGGCGAACGUGCUGCAUCUGCCCGUCUCGUCGACGUACUGCGCGGUGAGCUCUGUCGUGUCGGUGAGUCUGGCGCACUAUGGCCGCGAGCAUUUUGAAGGCAGGAAAAUGGCGCUGAUCGGGCUUUCGUGGGUGCUCACACUGCCCGUGUCGAUGGGCCUCGCCGCCGGCAUCGCGGCCGCGUUGAACGCCGGCCUCAAGACGUAGGCGUCUCGUUGUG